Molecule: messenger RNA, 4164 nt
Organism: Mandrillus leucophaeus (drill)
Lineage: Eukaryota; Metazoa; Chordata; Mammalia; Primates; Cercopithecidae
Gene: PROM1
Product: prominin 1
Exons: 28
Coding region: 515-3001 (828 amino acids)
Cellular component (GO): prominosome; cilium; apical plasma membrane
Molecular function (GO): cholesterol binding
Source: RefSeq, a predicted model, not a curated record
AGGGUCUAAUGCGGCUGGGAUGAGAAAGGAGAGUUUUUAGGAGGGUAGCUGCAUUCUAAGUAAGGGACUCUGUUGGGGUAAAAGGAGCGAGUGUUGCAAGAAGGGGGUGCGGGGGUUGAGCAGGCACCUCUACAGGAAAUGGAUGCUGUCCAGGUGCUGGUGGGCGCCCCGGGCAACGUGGCGAAGCAACUCAGCCGGUCCAAUCAGACUGCGUCCAGGGCUUGGGUUUCGCGAUCAUUAAGUGACUGAGGCAGAUCCCCACGCGGCACCUGGCCACGCGCUCAGCAGUCCCGCCGCGGGAUGGUGCCUUGAGUGAAUGACCCCCUUGGAGAACAUUCUUCUGGAGAUGUCCCUCGCCUCAAGCCAGACUCAGACAGAAAACUGAAGAUUCAGCAGAUCCAGUGCUUCCUGCUCCACUUCUGCUCAGGAACACGCUUGUCUUCCCCAAGGCUUCCAGAACUUCUGAGGCAGGAGGCACCCAGUUCUACCUCAUGUUUGGAGGAUCUUGCUAGCUAUGGCCCUUGUACUCGGCUCCCUGUUGCUGCUGGGGCUGUGCGGGAACUCUUUUUCAGGAGAGCAGCCUUCAUCCACAGAUGCUCCUAAGGCUUGGAAUUAUGAAUUGCCUGCAACAAAUUAUGAGACCCAAGACUCCCAUACAGCUGGACCCAUUGGCAUUCUCUUUGAACUAGUGCAUAUCUUUCUCUAUGUGGUACAGCCACGUGAUUUCCCAGAAGAUACUUUGAGAAAAGUCAUACAGAAGGCACGUGAGUCCAAAAUUGAUUAUGAUAAGCCAGAAACUCUAAUCUUAGGUCUAAAGAUUAUCUACUAUGAAGCAGGGAUUAUUCUAUGCUCUGUCCUGGGACUGCUGUUUAUUAUUCUGAUGCCUCUGGUGGGGUAUUUCUUUUGUAUGUGUCGUUGCUGUAACAAAUGUGGUGGAGAAAUGCACCAGCGACAGAAGGAAAACGGACUCUUCCUGAGGAAGUGCUUUGCAAUCUCCCUCUUGGUGAUUUGUAUAAUAAUAAGCAUUGGCAUCUUCUGUGGUUUUGUGGCAAAUCACCAGGUACGAACCCGGAUCAAAAGGAGUCGGAAACUGGCAGACAGCAAUUUCAAGGACUUGCGAACUCUCUUGAAUGAAACUCCAGAGCAAAUCAAAUAUAUAUUGGCCCAGUACAACACUACCAAGGACAAGGCGUUCUCAGAUCUGAACAGUAUCAAUUCAGUGCUAGGAGGCGGAAUUCUUGACCGACUGAGGCCCAACAUCAUCCCUGUUCUUGAUGAGAUUAAGUCCAUGGCAACAGCAAUCAAAGAGACCAAAGAGGCAUUGGAGACCAUGAACAGCACCUUGAAGAGCUUGCACCAACAAAGUACACAGCUUAGCAGCAGUCUGACCAGCGUGAAAACUAGCCUGCGGGCAUCUCUCAAUGACCCUCUGUGCUCAGUGCGUCCAUCAAGUGAAACCUGCAACAGCAUCAGAUUGUCUCUAAGCCAGCUGAAUAGCAACCCUGAACUGAGGCAGCUUCCACCUGUGGAUGCAGAACUUGACAAAGUUAAUAACGUUCUUAGGACAGAUUUGGAUGGCCUGGUCCAACAGGGCUAUCAAUCCCUUAAUGACAUACCUGACAGAGUGCAAAGCCAAACCAAGACCGUCAUAGCAGGUAUCAAAAAGGUCUUGAAUUCCAUUGGUUCGGAUAUCGACAAUGUAACUCAGCAUCUUCCUAUUCAGGAUAUACUCUCAGAAUUCUCUGUUUAUGUUAAUAACACUGAAAGUUACAUCCACAGAAAUUUACCUACACUGGAAGAGUAUGAUUCAUACUGGUGGCUGGGUGGCCUGGUCAUCUGCUCUCUGCUGACCCUCAUCGUGAUUUUUUACUACCUGGGCUUACUGUGUGGCGUGUGCGGCUAUGACAGGCAUGCCACCCCGACCACCCGCGGCUGUGUCUCCAACACGGGAGGUGUCUUCCUCAUGGUUGGAGUUGGAUUAAGUUUCCUCUUUUGCUGGAUAUUGAUGAUCAUUGUGGUUCUUACCUUCGUCUUUGGUGCAAAUGUGGAAAAACUGAUCUGUGAACCUUACACGAGCAAGGAAUUAUUCCGGGUUUUGGAUACACCCUACUUACUAAAUGAAGACUGGGAAUACUAUCUCUCUGGGAAGCUGUUUAAUAAAUCAGAGAUGAAGCUCACUUUUCAACAGGUUUACAGUGACUGCAAAAAGAAUAGAGGCACUUACGGCACUCUUCACCUGGAGAACAGCUUCGACAUCAGUGACUAUCUCAACAUUAAUGAGCAUACUGCAAGCAUAAGCAGUGAAUUGGAAAGUCUGAAGGUAAAUCUCAAUAUCUUUCUGUUGGGUGCAGCAGGAAGAAAAAGCCUUCAGGAUUUUGCUGCUUGUGGAAUAGACAGAAUGAGUUAUGACACCUACUUGGCUCAGACUGGUAAAUCCCCCGCAGGAGUGAAUCUUUUAUCAUUUGCGUAUGAUCUGGAGGCAAAAGCAAAUAGUUUGCCCCCAGGAAAUUUGAGGAACUCCCUGAAAAGAGAUGCACAAACUAUCAAAACGAUUCACCAGCAACGAGUCCUUCCUAUAGAACAAUCACUGAGCACUCUAUACCAAAGUGUCAAGAUACUUCAACGCACAGGCAAUGGAUUGUUGGAGAGAGUAAAUAGGAUUCUAGCUUCUCUGGAUUUUGCUCAGAACUUCAUCACAAACAAUAUUUCCUCUGUUAUUAUUGAGGAAACUAAGAAGUAUAGGAAAACAAUAAUAGGAUAUUUUGAACACUAUCUGCAGUGGAUCGAGUUCUCUAUCCGUGAGAAAGUGGCAUCCUGCAAACCUGUGGCCACCGCUCUAGAUACUGCUGUUGAUGUCUUUCUGUGUAGCUACAUUAUCGACCCCCUGUUUUAUAGUGUUGAAACUAUACCCAUGAAAAAUAUGGAAAAUGGUAAUAAUGGUUAUCAUAAAGAUCAUUUAUAUGGUAUUCACAAUCCUGUUAUGACAAGCCCAUCACAUUGAUAGCUGAUGUUGAAAUUGCUUGAGCAUCAGGAUACUCAAAGUGGAAAGGAUCACAGAUUUUUGGUAGUUUCUGGGUCUACAAGGACUUUCCAAAUCCAGGAGGAACGCCAGUGGCAACGUAGUGACUCAGCCGGGCACCAAGGAAACGGCGCCAUUAGUCUCUGGGUAGUGCUUUAAGAAUGAACACAAUCAUGUUUAUAGUCCAUGGUCCAUCACUAUUCAAGGAUGACUCCCUCCCUGUCUAUUUUUGUUUUUUACUUUUUUACACUGAGUUUCUAUUUAGACACUACAACAUAUGGGGUGUUUGUUCCCAUUGGAUGCAUUUCUGUCAAAACUCUUAUCAAAUGUGAUGGCUAGGUUCUAACAUAUUGCCAUGUGUGGAGUGUGCUAAACACACACCAGUUUACAGGAAAGAUGCAUUUUGUGUACAGUAAAUGGUGUAUAUACCUUUUGUUACCACAGAGUUUUUUAAACAAAUGAGUAUUAUAGGACUUUCUUCUAAGUGAGCUGAAUAAGUCACCAUUGACUUCUUGGUGCUGUUGAAAAUAAUCCAUUUUCACUAAAAGUGUGUGAAACCUACAGCAUAUCCUUCACACAAAGAUUUUUAUCUAUUAUACUUUAUCAAAGAUUGGUCAUGUUCCAUUUGGAAAUGGCAUGCAAAAGCAAUCCUAGAGAAACCUGCGUAACUCCAUCUGCAAAUUUAAAAGAGAGAGAGAGAUCUUGAGAGAAAGAAGUGCUGUUCGUUCAAAAGUGGAGUUGUUUUAACAGAUGCCAAUUACAGUGUACAGUUUAACAGAGUUUUCUGUUGCAUUAGAAUAAACAUGAAUUGGAGUGCAGCUAACAUGAAUAUCAUCAGACUAGUAUCAAGGGUUCUAAAAUGAAAUAUGAGAAGAUCCUGUCACAAUUCUUAGAUUUGGUGUCCAGCAUGGAUGAAACCUUUGAGUUUGGUCCCUAAAUUUACAUGAAAGCACAAGGUAAAUAUCCAUUUGCUUUAGGAUUUUCAUGUUGGAUCUGUCAUUAUCAAAAGUGAUGAGCAAUGAAAAACUGGUCGGACAAAAUUUAACAUUGACAUAAUGAAAUUCCAGAUGUAGGCUUUCCCCCAGGUCUUUUCAUGUGCAGAUUGCAGUUCUGAUUCGUUUCAAUAAAAAGGAACUUGGAAAACA